UAGCCGGUCACGUGGCCUGCGGGAGCGGGGCCGGCCGAUGCGAGACGCUGAGCCGGCGCCGGCGCGGCGUAAACAGGCAGCAUGGCGGCGGCGCUGGGCGGCCUGGGCCUCCUGCAAGGCCGAGUCAGGCUGGCCGCCGCGGCCGCCGCGACCUCCUCCCUCAGCCGGCCCGGCCGCAGGGCGCUGGUGCGGGGAGGCGCCGCCGCUCUGCCCUCGGCCGAGAGGAGCUACGGGUCCGAGGCGAAGGAAGAGGAGGAGCUGCGGGUCCGGUACCUGGAUGACGAGCACAAAGGAAUUGUGGUGCUUGGAUUAAACAGAUCUCAUGCCAAGAAUGCACUUAACAAAAAUCUUUUAAAAAUGAUGUCAAAAGCUGUGGAUGCUUUGAAAUCUGAUAAGAAAGUACGAACUGUUAUAUUCCGGAGUGAAGUCCCAGGGAUAUUCUGUGCUGGUGCUGACCUUAAAGAAAGAGCAAAAAUGCACUCAAGUGAAGUUAGUUCUUUUGUCUCAAAAGCAAGAGCAACUAUUAAUGAAAUGGCUAACCUCCCAGUACCUACUAUUGCUGCAAUAGAUGGGACUGCAUUAGGUGGUGGCCUAGAACUUGCUUUAGCCUGUGACAUAAGAGUGGCAGCCUCAUCUGCCAAAAUGGGCCUGGUUGAAACAAAGUUGGCAAUCAUUCCAGGUGCAGGGGGCACCCAGCGAUUGCCACGCACAAUCGGUGUGUCUUUGGCAAAGGAGCUAAUCUUCUCUGCGCGCGUUGUAGAUGGCGAGGAAGCAAAAUCCAUAGGGCUGAUCAGCCACGUGGUAGAACAGAACGAAGCCGGGGAUGCUGCCUACAGGAGAGCGUUAGCUCUUGCGAGAGAAUUUUUACCUCAGGGACCACUAGCAAUGAGAGUUGCAAAACUGGCCAUCAAUCAGGGAAUGGAGGUGGACUUAGUAACAGGUUUAGCAAUUGAAGAAGCUUGUUACGCUCAGACUAUUCCAACAAAAGAUAGAAUUGAAGGUCUUCUUGCAUUUAAGGAGAAAAGACCUCCUCGCUACAAGGGAGAAUAGAAGAAGCCGAUGCCUUUAAAAUACCAUGGGAUAAAUGUACUGCUAGGAGGACCACUAAGGUGCACUUUGCAUCAGCACCUGGAAUAUCACAGCCACCAAAGUAAAAGCAAAUCAUACUGGUGUUGCGACAUUUUGAAUGUGUCCAUACUUGUACUGGGCCCAGAUAGAUGUGUGUGUCAAUUCAUGGUCAUUACAGUUCCUAAGGGUUGCUCUGUGUACUGGUAAGGUUACAGGUUCAUGCAGCAUUUUUAAAAUUUCAUAUGUAUGAAACUUACCAUUCCACAAACAAAAAAGCUCUGUAAAUUCUUUAUAUAGAUUAAGCCUGUGUGUAUAGAUUAAGAUGUGAUGUUAAGUGUAAGUCUACUGUAUCAUUUUAUGAAAAUAAAAGUGACUUCUACGCACCAAAAAAAAGGAAUUGUACCAAAUAUGCAUUAUAAAUGAUUCUGUAUAUCAGCAAAAAUUAUAUUUGAAUAUUCCAGCUGAAUAUGUACCUUAUUAAUAAAGCUAAGGGAAAUGAAAAGGA
Molecule: messenger RNA, 1573 nt
Organism: Dromaius novaehollandiae (emu)
Lineage: Eukaryota; Metazoa; Chordata; Aves; Casuariiformes; Dromaiidae
Product: methylglutaconyl-CoA hydratase, mitochondrial
Exons: 10
Coding region: 82-1050 (322 amino acids)
Biological process (GO): fatty acid beta-oxidation
Cellular component (GO): mitochondrion
Molecular function (GO): enoyl-CoA hydratase activity
Source: RefSeq, a predicted model, not a curated record